Messenger RNA from Glarea lozoyensis ATCC 20868, 324 nucleotides. RefSeq lists its product as uncharacterized. The coding region runs from base 1 to 324 and encodes 107 amino acids. Lineage: Eukaryota; Fungi; Ascomycota; Leotiomycetes; Helotiales; Helotiaceae. The record is from RefSeq and is a predicted model, not a curated record. The transcript has a single exon.
AUGUCUUUACCACAGCAACCCGACAUGCCUUACAACCGGCCAAGAAACAAAUCCCAUACAGGAAAUCAAGUAUUCAAUUUGCUCAACGGACCAUCCGAGCCUCUUCGUAGCCCCAUCCGAAUUCCUCCACUUCCACCAUCAGCACGUCCCGCGGUAUCUAACUCAUCUCCUGCUUCCACGGAAGAUGUUUUCCUGCAUGUUCAUACGGAGAUGGAACUUCUGAAUUCGACUCUUGGAAGAAGUAUUGCUUCUUUGAAAUCCGAGAUUGGGAGAAGGGAGGCUGAGAUGAUUCCCGGGGCGGAAGGAGCUUUUGAGGGAGCUUGA